Messenger RNA from Anopheles nili, 1047 nucleotides. RefSeq names its product aminoacyl tRNA synthase complex-interacting multifunctional protein 1 (gene AIMP1). NCBI's taxonomy places the organism in Eukaryota, Metazoa, Arthropoda, Insecta, Diptera, Culicidae. The coding region runs from base 1 to 993 and encodes 330 amino acids. Gene Ontology annotation, molecular function: tRNA binding. The record is from RefSeq and is a predicted model, not a curated record. The transcript is spliced from 2 exons.
AUGUUUGGUGUUGCUUUUGGUACAGUAGUGCAACGCAUAUUCCCCGUGCCACGGUUAAUGAAGAUGAGUGAUCUGCAGCGCAUUUUGUCCAACAAUAAGGCAGCAGAAGAGCUACUAGAAUCCCUUAAGCAGGAGCUGAAAGUCGUUAAGAAUGAACAAGUGCAGCGCAAAAUUGUAAAAUUACAGGCCGAAAAUGAAGCUCUCCGCAAAGAGGUAGAUUCGUGUCUCAAGAAAUUAGUUCAGCUGGAAGUAGCUAAUGGAAAGGUGCAGAUACCAGUACCCACACCGGACGAAGUUAGGGCUGGUGGACCAGCGUUAGUCAAGAUCGAACCUGUUCAGCAGACGCCUGUAGCUACCCAAAGUCCUCAAGAAUCUGCACCAGUGAAGACACAACAAACCAAGGAAAGUAAACCACCAAAAGAGAAGAAACCCAAAAAAGAACCUAAACCAGCCGGCGAAGCGAAGCAAGCCGCCGCACCUGCCGUUGAAGAACCGCCGAUUGACGUGGGUCGCCUGGAUAUGCGUGUCGGUCGCAUUGUAGAAGUAUCGCGCCAUCCCGAUGCGAACAGUCUGUACGUGGAGAAGAUCGACUGCGGUGAGCCCAGCGGACCUCGUACGGUAAUUUCCGGACUGGUUAAUUUUAUCCCGAUCGAAGAGAUGCAAAAUCGCAUGGUUGUCGCGCUGUGUAACCUGAAACCGGCGAAAAUGCGCGGAAUACUAUCGGAGGCGAUGGUGAUGUGUGCGUCGACGCCAGACAAAGUGGAAAUUCUUGCCCCACCGGAAGGAUCCGUACCAGGGGAUCUGGUACACGUUGAAGGAUAUCCCCGUGUCCCGGACUCGGUGAUGAAUCCCAAGAAGAAAAUUUUUGAAACGGUCGCACCAGACUUAAAAACGAACGAACAACUCGUAGCUUGCUACAAGGACGGUACAUUCGUUGUUCCUGGAAAAGGACAAGUUAAGGCACAAACGUUGAAAAAUGUACAAGUUAAGUGAGUUGUUAUCGGUCAACUAGUUUUGAGAAGAUAGGUAUUUGUUUUUUCUCAAUAA